This is a messenger RNA of Globicephala melas (long-finned pilot whale), 7330 nucleotides long. RefSeq names its product lysine demethylase 3A (gene KDM3A). Gene Ontology annotation, cellular component: histone deacetylase complex; chromatin. NCBI's taxonomy places the organism in Eukaryota, Metazoa, Chordata, Mammalia, Artiodactyla, Delphinidae. The record is from RefSeq and is a predicted model, not a curated record. Gene Ontology annotation, molecular function: histone H3K9 demethylase activity; transcription coregulator activity; chromatin DNA binding. Gene Ontology annotation, biological process: regulation of transcription by RNA polymerase II.
CUAGAGUCGGCUGGGCGGCUGGAAGCGGUGGCCGCCGCCGGUGACUCAGGGAGGCGGGAGGCGGGAGGCGGGGUAAGAGCGCCACGGCCUCGGCUGAAGGGAUCGGAGGAAGAAAGGGAGGAGCCCUUCCUGCAGCGUUGGAACCAUGGUGCUCACGCUCGGAGAAAGUUGGCCAGUAUUGGUAGGGAAGCGAUUCCUCAGUCUGUCCGCAGCCGACGGCAGCGACGGCGGCCACGACAGCUGGGACUUGGAGCGCGUCGCCGAGUGGCCCUGGCUCUCCGGGACCAUUCGAGCCGUCUCCCACACCGACGUUACUAAGAAGGAUCUGAAGGUGUGUGUGGAGUUUGAUGGGGAAUCUUGGAGGAAGAGAAGAUGGAUAGACGUCUACAGCCUUCUAAGGAGAGCCUUUUUAGUGGAACAUAACUUGGUUUUGGCUGAACGAAAGUCUCCUGAAGUUUCUGAGCGAAUUGUUCAGUGGCCUGCGAUAAUGUACAGACCUCUGCUGGACAAAGCUGGUUUGGGAUCCAUAACGUCUAUUCGCUUUUUAGGAGAUCAACAAAGAGUAUUUCUUUCUAAAGACCUUUUAAAGCCUAUACAGGAUGUAAACAAUCUUCGACUUUCGCUUAUCGAUAAUCAGAAUGUCAGUAAAGAAUUUCAAGCUUUGAUUGUGAAACAUUUGGAUGAAAGCCAUCUUUUACAAGGCGACAAAAACUUAGUUGGUUCAGAAGUAAAAAUUUAUAGCUUGGACCCAUCUACUCAGUGGUUUUCUGCAACCAUUGUAAAUGGAAACCCAACAUCAAAAACUCUUCAAGUCAACUGUGAGGAGAUUCCAGCACUGAAAAUUGUCGAUCCAUCACUGAUUCAUGUUGAAGUUGUACAUGAUAACUUUGUGACAUGUGGUAAUUCUACAAGAAUUGGGGCUAUAAAACGCAAAUCUUCUGAGAAUAAUGGAAGCCUGGUUUCCAAACAAGCAAAAUCUUGCUCUGAGGCCUCUCCCAGUGUGUGUCCUGUACAGUCUGUUCCUACAACAGUUUUUAAGGAGAUCCUGCUCGGCUGCACUGCAGCCACCCCGCCAAGUAAGGACCCAAGACAUCAGAAUACUCCCCAGGCUGCCAACUCGCCACCUAACCUUGGAGCAAAAAUUCCUCAAGGAAGUCAUAAACAGAUUUUACCAGAACUUUCUUCCUGUCUAAAUACGAAGCCUGAAAUACUGAGAACACCAGAUGUUGUCUGCAAAGUAGGGUUGCUCUCUUCAAAGUCCUCUCAGAUUGGAACUGGAGACUUGAAAACCCUGAGUGAACCAAAGGGAAGCUAUACCCAGCUGAAGACAAACACUGACCAGGAAAGCAGCUUGGAAUCUUUUCCUCCAUCAUCGACUGACCUUCCUAGGGAGUGCUUACCUACAAAGCCUUCUUCUACGGCAGAACUGGAAAUUGCCAGUACUCCUGAACUGCAGAAGCAUCUCGAACAUGGACCUUCCACAUCUGAUGUCCUUUCAAAUAAGCCAGAAGAGAAAGCAGAUGUCAAUAGUAAUAGUCCUAAUUGUUGUGUAGAAAAAAAGGUAGAACCUUCAACUUUAGGUUGCCAGUCACAGAAUUUAAAGGAGUCUUCAGCAAAAGUAGAUACUGAAAGCUGUUGUACAAGAAGCAACAAUAAAAUCCAGAAUGCCCCAUCCCGGAAGUCGGUUUUGACAGACCCAGCCAAACUCAAGAAGCUGCAGCAGAGCGGUGAGGCCUUUGUGCAGGACGACUCUUGCGUGAACAUCGUCGCGCAGCUGCCCAAGUGCCGGGAGUGUCGCUUGGACAGCCUCCGAAAGGAUAAGGAGCAGCAGAAAGACUCGCCCGUGUUUUGCCGCUUCUUUCACUUCAGGAGGUUACAGUUCAACAAACAUGGUGUAUUGCGGGUAGAAGGCUUCUUAACACCAAACAAGUAUGACAGUGAAGCAAUUGGCUUGUGGUUGCCUUUAACCAAAAAUGUUGUUGGGACUGAUUUGGACACAGCAAAGUAUAUCCUGGCCAACAUUGGAGACCACUUCUGUCAAAUGGUGAUUUCUGAAAAGGAAGCUAUGUCAACUAUUGAGCCACACAGACAGGUUGCUUGGAAGCGAGCUGUCAAAGGUGUUCGAGAAAUGUGUGAUGUGUGUGACACCACCAUCUUCAACCUGCACUGGGUGUGUCCUCGGUGUGGGUUUGGAGUGUGUGUGGAUUGCUAUCGGAUGAAGAGGAAAAAUUGCCAACAGGGCGCUGCCUACAAGACUUUCUCAUGGCUGAGAUGUGUGAAGAGCCAGAUACAUGAACCAGAGAACCUCAUGCCUACGCAGAUCAUUCCUGGAAAAGCCCUCUAUGAUGUUGGAGACAUUGUUCAUUCUGUAAGAGCAAAAUGGGGAAUAAAGGCAAAUUGUCCCUGUUCAAACAGGCAGUUCAAACUCUUUUCAAAGCCAGCCUCAAAGGAAGACAUAAAACAGACUUCCUUGGUUGGAGAAAAAUCGACUCUUGGUGCCGGGCUCCAGCAGAGCCCCUCGGUGUUGGAGCCCGUGGCUGUAGGUGGGGAGGCUGCGUCCAAGCCGGCCAGCAGCGUGAAGCCUGCCUGUCCAGCCAGCACAUCUCCUUUGAACUGGCUGGCAGACCUGACCAGCGGCAAUGUCAACAAGGAAAACAAGGAAAAACAACCAACGAUGCCAAUUUUAAAGAAUGAAAUCAAAUGCCUUCCACCCCUACCCCCCUUGAGCAAAUCCAACACAGUCCUCCACACCUUUAACAGCACAAUUCUGACACCUGUAAGCAACAACAAUUCUGGUUUCCUCCGAAAUCUCUUGAAUUCCUCUGCAGGAAAGACAGAAAAUGGACUCAAGAAUACACCAAAAAUCCUUGAUGACAUCUUCGCCUCUUUGGUGCAAAAUAAGACCUGCUCCGAUUUAUCUAAGCGGCCGCAAGGACUGACCAUCAAGCCCAGCAUCCUGGGCUUCGACACUCCUCACUACUGGCUGUGCGACAGUCGCCUGCUGUGCCUGCAGGAUCCCAACAACAAGAGCAACUGGAACGUGUUCAGGGAGUGCUGGAAGCAGGGGCAGCCAGUGAUGGUGUCAGGAGUGCAUCAUAAACUGAACACUGAACUUUGGAAACCAGAAUCCUUCAGGAAAGAGUUUGGAAAUCAGGAAGUUGACCUCGUUAAUUGCAGAACCAAUGAAAUCAUCACAGGAGCCACAGUAGGAGACUUCUGGGAUGGAUUUGAAGAUGUUCCGAACCGCUUGAAAAAUGAAAAAGAGCCAAUGGUGCUGAAACUUAAGGACUGGCCACCAGGAGAAGAUUUUAGAGAUAUGAUGCCCUCCAGGUUUGAUGAUCUGAUGGCCAACAUUCCACUGCCUGAGUACACAAGGAGAGAUGGCAAACUGAACUUGGCCUCGAGGCUGCCAAACUACUUUGUUAGGCCAGAUCUGGGUCCCAAGAUGUAUAAUGCUUAUGGAUUAAUUACUCCAGAAGAUCGGAAAUAUGGGACGACAAAUCUUCACUUAGAUGUAUCUGAUGCGGCUAAUGUCAUGGUCUAUGUGGGAAUUCCCAAAGGACAGUGUGACCAAGAAGAAGAAGUCCUUAAGACCAUCCAAGACGGAGAUUCUGAUGAACUCACAAUAAAGCGAUUUAUUGAAGGAAAAGAGAAGCCAGGAGCCCUCUGGCACAUAUAUGCUGCUAAGGACACAGAGAAGAUACGAGAAUUUCUUAAAAAGGUAUCAGAAGAGCAAGGUCAAGAAAACCCCGCAGACCACGAUCCCAUUCAUGAUCAGAGCUGGUAUUUAGACCGAUCACUAAGGAAGCGUCUUCAUCAGGAGUAUGGAGUCCAGGGCUGGGCCAUCGUGCAGUUUCUUGGAGAUGUGGUAUUUAUCCCAGCAGGAGCUCCGCAUCAGGUUCAUAACUUAUAUAGCUGUAUCAAAGUGGCUGAAGAUUUCGUUUCUCCAGAGCAUGUUAAACACUGCUUCUGGCUUACUCAGGAAUUCCGCUAUCUGUCACAGACUCAUACGAAUCAUGAAGAUAAAUUACAGGUGAAGAAUGUUAUCUACCAUGCAGUGAAAGAUGCGGUUGCUAUGCUGAAAGCCAGUGAAUCCGGUUUUGGCAAACCCUGAGGGUCCCAGAGGCACCUUACCCCUGCACAUUGGAAGUGAAUUACUGGCAGCUGUUCAAACUCUUCAGGCAGGAAUCCUGUGGACUUUGAGACUCAUGUUACCUCAUCUUCUUUUUUAAACUGUACCCACCUGGUAAGGGUACUCUGUCUAAUGUAUAUUUCUAGUGUUUACAGACACUAAAUGUGUAUAUGUAGUAACUAUUUACAGAACAUGCAUCCUUAAACUGUGACUUCUCACCUAGUGCAGAGCUUCUACCCAGCUGUAAAAACAGAAGCCCGUAUCAGCUCUGGAACAAGACCUGCAGUUACUCCCCAGCUGUGUGGUUGGACAGCUUAGUCAAAUGGGUUAUAACUCUUAGGAAUCACCGCGCAGUUUAUUUGGGUUGUGUUUUGUUGUGUCUGAGUACCCUCUCCCCGACCCCUUAGGGUUCAGAAGGGCAGUGGAGGAAGCGACCACCGACGUUUGGAUGUUGUAUUGCCUUAGGACUGGCAUUAUAUAGCAGAGGUCAACUACUGCACCAUUCUUGGGGUUAACCAUCUUUAGUUAAACGGAGUUUUAAUUUAAAUGAAGCUUUGCUAAUUUUAAGUGUUAAGCAUUUUGCAUUAAAGUAUUCAUAUAAUGUUUUGACUCCGUUUAUUGGCAUUAUUCUCUGGUUGCAGAGUCAACACACACUUCAUCAGUGUUACAGGUGUAAGAGUUUGCGCCAGGAACUCAUCUUAAAAGCACAGAAAUUUGAUGCUCUAGUGAUUUCUGAGUGGUUAUUACAAUGCUAACAUGGGAACAAGCUUCUCCCCAGCCAAGCUGAAACUCCUGUCACACUUCCGUAAAGGAACACCACUGAUUAACUACCUUUAGAAGUGACAGUUAACCAAAAAACCAGAUAGUGACGGGUUAAUGGUUCUAAAAAGGUAAGAGAUCAAAAUUCUUUGUCGCUCUUCUGACCCAUUAUAGUUUAAGAGUUUACAAAGGAAAAUGAAAUUAUUACAAGUUUUAGAAUGGUAGUAUCUAAAAUAAUCAUCUCUAUAAAGGAAGAAAAUAAAGAAGCCACUUUCCUAUAGCUCGUUGAUUCUCCUAGACAGCUGUAGCUGUACUAAAAGGAAUUAAAUUGAAAUCAAGUCGCGCAGACAAAGGCCUAGAGCCUGGAUUUUUACCUGUGAGCUCAGAGUAGGAGAUCGAAGAUCCCCGCCUAACGUCAGCCCCCUUCAAACCAAAAUCUUUCAUGGAUGAACUUUCAAAAACAAAGUUUUCUGAAAAGAAUAAGUAGAAAUAUCUACCUACCUUAGUGGGAAACGUCUUCCCUGGGAAUUUCUUACCAGAAGCUUCUUUAUACAGUUUUGGAUCUAGAAUUGGCACUGUUGAUUAGAUAUCUCCAAUAGGCAAAAGAAGAGGAAAACUUGCAUUCUCUAUAGAGAAAAUCACCUUCAAGCCAGGCCUCAAAGGAGUCCCACAGAUAGUUCCAAGGACUGUUAUUCACAAUCAAAUGCACUGUAUCCACAAAUAUGAAAACUGAAAGCUACCACGAGCAAGAGUCAAUGCAAACCUGAAGCUGCCAUAUUAAACGUGCAGAGUUUGUAGGUUCCGGAAUGAUCCAGCACUUAUUUUAUAUUCUGAAGUGUUUAGUAUGUUUGAAGAAAUGAGAGUAUAGGAAUAUGAUGAAAGAAUGAGAUUGCCAGAAAUGACCAGAUUUGGAAAGAAGCUGAAUAGAACUUAACAGAAAUGAGACAUGAUGGUUAAAAUUAGAAAUUCAGCACAUGAGUUAAGUGGCAGAAAAAAGUUCUUUUACAAACUGAAAGAUUGGUAAAAAUAACACAAGACAGCAUUGAGUAACAGGAAACUGUAAAGAAGUGUUAACUUAUAAGGCGGACAUGGAAAAGUAUAGGUUUGACCAUCAGUGACAGAGAAUUAAGAGACUGGUGAGGGAGGGUGACAUUCUGAGACUGAAAUUUUUCCAGUACUGACAUGUCAGAUUGAAGAAGCCUAACUAAAUCAAGCAAGAUAAAUAAAAUAGCCACAACUGUGCCCAAAACAAAUAGGUUCUUAAAAGUACCCAGAGGGCUUCCCUGGUGGCGCAGUGGUUGAGAGUCCGCCUGCUGACGCAGGGGACGCAGGUUGGUUCGUGCCCCGGUCCGGGAAGAUCCCACAUGCCGCGGAGCGGCUGGGCCCGUGGGCCAUGGCCGCCGAGCCUGUGCGUCCGGAGCCUGUGCUCCGCAACGGGAGAGGCCACAACAGUGAGAGGCCCGUGUACCACACACACACACACAAAAGUACCCAGAAUGGGGAAAAACAUUGUAAACCUUCAAAGAGGUGACAGACUUAACAGCUGACUUCUUAACAACAACAGGGGGUGUCAAGAAAGUAGAUGCCACUCUUACUGUGCCAGAGAACAUGCCUGAAAAUAAGUCUAGACACAGCAAAAUGAUUUUCCCUGUUUCUACUGACAUUUUCAGAUAAAAGCCAGUUUCUCUUCAGGCCCUUGCUGAAGAAACUUUUCAGAAUAUCCUUAGGAUUAAAAAAAAUAAUAAGAAAAAGAAAAAAAGAAUAUCCUUAGGAAAAAAAAGUAACCCACAUCAUGAUGCAAGAAAAAACAGUGUACAAUGGAAACUGUAAAUUCAUGGAUAAUCUUAAGCAACAGUGGAACAAUAUUUUUAGAAGUCUGGAUAAAGUUCCUCUAAAAGUUAAACACAGAAUUAACGCAUGAUCCAGCAAUUCCACUGCUAUGUUUAUACUCAAAAGAACUGAAAGCAAGGAUUCAAGCAGGUACUUGUAGACUCACGUUCAUAGCAGCAUUAUUCACAAGAGCCAAGAAGUGGAAACAACCCAACAGAUGAACAGAUAAACAAUGUGGCAUAUCUAUACAGUGGAAUAUUUCUCAGUCUCUUAAAAAGGAAAGAAAUUCUGACACAGGCUACAACAUGGACGAGUCCUGAAAGUACACUAAGUGAAAUAUGGCAGACACACAAAAGGACAGAUAUUGUAUGAUUCCACUUAUAUGCGGGACAGUCAUGUUCCUAGAGUAGAGACAGGAAGUAGAAUGAUGGUUACUGGGGCUGAGAGCAAGGGGAACUGGCAGUUACUGUUUAACGGUUACAGACUUUCUGUUUGGGAUGAUGUUGUACAACAUUGUAAAUGUCCUUACUGCCACUGAAUUGUACACUUAUAAAUGAUUAAAAUGGUCGAUUUUGUGUUAUAUGUAUUUUAACCGAAAUAAAAAUUAAC